AUGGGGUGCGGGGCUUCUAAGCCUGUGGAAGGGCAGCGACCAGUGCCGGAGCCUAAGAAGGGCUGGGAGGAAGGGAGCAAGGUUGAUAUUGGUGAAUCUCACAUAUCGGUCGAUGCUGAGCCUUGGAAUGGAUCAGCAAGGCCUAGAAGCACUACAGAUAGUGGAGUGGGACUGGAAGAACGGGUCUUGAUGGAAAGCUUACCUGGAACCAUUCCAGAAAAUUCACUUUCUCUUGAUGAAAGAAAUGAAGAAGUAAAUACAGAACCAGUAAUCAGUGGAUUAAUCAAUACAUCCCAGCAUCUUCAGAGUCAAGAGAGGUUGAAGUCAUCAGAUAUCUUGGAGGAACUUAUCAUUCAAGGAAUAAUACAAAGUCAAAGUAAAGUAUUUAGAAAUGGAGAAUCAUAUAAUGUCAUGAUGAACAUGGAUGAAAAACCUCUCAGGAAGCCACCUGCCAGACUAGAAAAACUUAAGACCAAAAGGGAAACAAAUGGUUUCACAAUAAAAAAUAUAGAAGAGAAGAUGAAGGCAGCAGAUGAAAGGAGGAAGGUUAAAGGUGAAGAAAUGAAAAAAAGGCUGAGAAGUGACAGGCCUCUGCCACCGAUUGUCCGUUCGAGCACAGCAGUGCUGAGUGAAGAUGACACUCCAUUUACCAAAGGAUUUAAAAGUACAGACUAUAGAGUGUUUCAGACUUCUACCAUGGAAACAGGAAGGCAAGCAAAAAGGAAAAAAAGUAUUGGGAAAGGCAAUAUGGUCUCAAGUGAAAUAAAUCAAACCUACGAAGGCUUUGGGCUUGUGGAAUCCGACGCACACUACAACACUUCUGAUGAUGCAUUCUGACACA
Molecule: messenger RNA, 841 nt
Organism: Gracilinanus agilis (Agile Gracile Mouse Opossum)
Lineage: Eukaryota; Metazoa; Chordata; Mammalia; Didelphimorphia; Didelphidae
Gene: STMND1
Product: stathmin domain containing 1
Exons: 5
Coding region: 1-837 (278 amino acids)
Biological process (GO): neuron projection development; regulation of microtubule polymerization or depolymerization; microtubule depolymerization
Cellular component (GO): neuron projection; cytoplasm
Molecular function (GO): tubulin binding
Source: RefSeq, a predicted model, not a curated record